AUGUCUCUUCCUGGAUUAGAGCUUGCUGAAGCUUCAAUCGAAUCCCAGUACGCCCCUCCUCCGCCUACACAGAUCAAUCUACGCGCUGGGUCUGAAUGGAGGUUUGAAAUUGCAUUCGGCGCUACAGUCCGAGUCAAGCUACUCACUGGAACCGCAGAAUUCUUCGGAACUGAACUUGCGCCGUUACAAACGUACACAUUUACCGGCACGAAAGGUGCAAUUUAUACCUGGCAUGGCUGCGCGCUAGAGAUCGCAGCCGGCGAGGCGGUCAACCUUCCAAACGGAUUUGCACCAGGUGGCAGCAGCAGCACUACCGCUCCGAACGCAGGAGGUGGUGGCGGAUAUGGCGCAGGGGGUUGUCAAAGCGAAUAUAUCGCCGAAGAAACGCCCAUGGUUGAAUAUAGCAAUGUCCAUUUCGCACUAGAGACAAUGAGGCAUGAGGCACAGACUGAAGGCGAUAAGGAUGGACCUCGGGUUUUGAUACUGGGACCGGAAAAUGCGGGCAAAACUACCUUGACCAAGAUUCUUACGGGUUAUGCGACCAAAGUUGACCGCCAGCCUAUUGUUGUCAACUUGGAUCCAACAGAGGGCAUGCUGAGCGUUCCCGGUACCUUGACGGCGACGGCUUUCCGCUCGAUGAUUGAUGUUGAAGAGGGUUGGGGAAAUAGUCCAAUGUCUGGGCCAAGUGCAAUCCCCGUGAAGCUGCCUUUGGUUUAUUUCUAUCCGAUGAAGAGUCCUUUGGAAGCAGAUGGGAACGUCUUCAAGCCGAUUGUUUCAAGACUGGCGCUUUCGGUGACUGCUCGCAUGGCUGAGGAUGAUGAUGCGCGCGAGGCGGGCAUUAUUGUCGACACUGACGGGAUGCUGGGUCAAGGGACGCCUAAGGCUUUAGAGUUGAUAAACCAUAUUGUCACCGAGUUCUCCAUCUCAACCAUUCUGGUCAUUGGCUCCGAACGCCUUUACAGCACCAUGGUCCGAACCUACGACCAAAAACCCACGUCUAGCGCAGCAACGACUCAUUCCGAUGAACGGAUCACCGUUCUAAAGCUCUCAAAAUCCGGCGGAUGUGUUGACAGAGAUGACGCAUUCAUGAAAGCCGUGAACGAGAACCAAAUCCGGUCAUAUUUCUUCGGCAACGCAGCGACGUCUACAGUGUCUGCCGGCGGAGCAGCAACAGCAGCCUCCUCACUUUCUUCUACUGGUGUUGCUGGUGGAGGCGGCAGCAACAGCAAUAAAAUCACGCUAUCUCCUCACACUCAACAACUCGAUUUUGAUCUUUUAGCCUUAUACAACUAUCUAACCACAUCCUCCCUGACAGAUGGGGAUGAAGACGAAUACGACCCGUCUAGUUUCAAUGCCAGCGGCGGAGGGGGAGAUUCCUCCUUUCUCCCCGGCGGCGCCGCCUCUGCGUCUUUACAAUCAACGCAACAUGCCAGCAGUAACAAUACCAUCCCUUACGACCCAGCCGCUGCCUCCUCUUCCUCCUUCUCAACAUCAACACUCACAACCGAUACCCAAGCCCUGCCCCUAAAGAAAUUCACACAACCCCCAACCCUAGCUCUUGCCAACACCCUCAUUGCAAUAACGCACGCAGCACCUAAUGCUACGCUAGCCGACAUACGAGAUUCCAGCAUAAUGGGGUUCGUGUAUGUCGCUGAUGUGGAUGCCGAAAAGAAGAAGUUGAGAAUCCUUGCGCCUGUGGGUGGCAGAAUGCCUGGUAGAGCGCUGGUUUGGGGGAAGAAAUGGCCUGGUGAAGUUGUUGGGUUGGUUGGUUGA
Molecule: messenger RNA, 1773 nt
Organism: Talaromyces atroroseus
Lineage: Eukaryota; Fungi; Ascomycota; Eurotiomycetes; Eurotiales; Trichocomaceae
Product: mRNA cleavage and polyadenylation factor clp1
Exons: 3
Coding region: 1-1773 (590 amino acids)
Biological process (GO): tRNA splicing, via endonucleolytic cleavage and ligation
Cellular component (GO): mRNA cleavage factor complex; nucleus
Molecular function (GO): polynucleotide 5'-hydroxyl-kinase activity
Source: RefSeq, a predicted model, not a curated record